Messenger RNA from Fonsecaea erecta, 414 nucleotides. RefSeq lists its product as hypothetical. The record is from RefSeq and is a predicted model, not a curated record. NCBI's taxonomy places the organism in Eukaryota, Fungi, Ascomycota, Eurotiomycetes, Chaetothyriales, Herpotrichiellaceae. The transcript has 3 exons. Bases 1 to 414 code for a protein of 137 amino acids.
AUGUCGCUUCACCACCUGGCCUACCCGGUUCCGUUCAGCAAAGUCGAGGACGAGGUCGCCUUCCUCCUCGCCGCAUUUGGGCACAUGGGCCUGAAGGAAGUCAUGCGCCCUGCCCCCGGUGUGGUUGGCCUGGGCGAGUUUGGGCCGUGGCUGUGGGUGACGGGCAUCGAGGAGCGGCAGCCCAUCUCUGAUGAGAACAAGAUCCUGAGGAACCAUGUGGCUCUGCACGCUAAAGAUCGCGCACAAGUCGACGCCUUCCACGCCGCGGCACUCAAGGCAGGGGGCACCGACAACGGCGGACCAGGCGAACGGCCCGAAUAUGCCCCAGGCUACUAUGCGGCGUUCAUCCUCAGUCCCAGCGGCCACAACUUUGAAUGUGUCAUGUUCUCCCACCCCGAUGCGAGAGGGGGCUAA